Molecule: messenger RNA, 867 nt
Organism: Bipolaris victoriae FI3
Lineage: Eukaryota; Fungi; Ascomycota; Dothideomycetes; Pleosporales; Pleosporaceae
Exons: 2
Coding region: 1-867 (288 amino acids)
Source: RefSeq, a predicted model, not a curated record
AUGGACAUCGAAAAAGGGACGACCGACCAGUCUUUCCUCUCAGGGUAUCCUUCACUGGCAGCUUUCAUUGCCAGUGAUCGCGAUCAGACAACAACAAUCUUCAAGAGGUUCAACCGUUUAGCCGCACGACACUUGUUACAUCUUCAGAGUCAGCUUGCCGAGUUGCAAGCCGAACAAGAUGCGCUCGACCGCAAAGAUGCCUUGGGUCCUCUAGAAGUAAAGCAGUACUCACGUAACUGGGCUGAGUUCACAGCAGCAGCCGUCAACGAUCCUCAUCAGAAGAGACGGAAGGAGCUGAGUGAUGAGAUAGGUCAAACACUCAAAGAGUAUCGAGAGGCUCUGCUAUACGAAAGCCAGUUGGCAUCGCUUCCCAGACCGCCAAAACGAACACUUGAGGCAUUUCGUUUCAAGUUCUUCAAUUAUGGAAGCGGAAAGCCAUAUCCGACUCUGGGUGCACAUAGUAGGGCGUUGUUCGACGACGAUGACGACCUGGUAGUGUUGAAAGUACAAGACCGCGAUCGGCUGACUGCGUUUCUGCAAGAUCACUGCUCAAGGAUUUUCAAAGUGGAGAAAGAUAGAGAUGGCAUUCUAUAUUCAUCGGAUCAGCGGAUAGCUCGGACUGUGACUAUUCUGUGUACCUUGAACGCUGCUGCGCUGCUUGUAGGGGCUAUAGUAACGCUCUACGCGAUAUCCUCCGAGAAAUCAAAGUUGGGUGUUAUUGCUCUCUUUACUGCCCUUUUUGCAGCCAAUGUAGGAAUUUUGACAAAUUCAAGAAGAUCGGAGGUUUUUGCUGCGACAGCUGGGUACGCUGCAGUGCUAGUUGUCUUCGUCAGUGGGAAUAUCGGUACUCAGGAAACAGGGAGAUGA